AUGUCAUCACUUGUGAAUCACCAGCCCAUUGACACAGGAAAGAAAUCAUUCACAUGUGAGGUGUGCAACAAGACGGCAUGUGACAAAUCAUUUUCGUCAUCAUCAGAAACCCGUGUUCUCCAACGUGUUCACAAAGGGGAGAAGCCUUUCACUUCUGAGGUAUGCAACAAAUCGUUCUCACGAUCAGAGAUGCUUCACACACACCAACGCAUCCACACAGAAGGGAAACCAUUUAGUUGUGAGGUGUGUGACAAAUCAUUCUCCCAGCCAGGAAACCUCCGCAUACACCAACGUAUUCACACAGAGGAGAAGCUAUUUAAUUGUGACGUGUGUGACAAAUCAUUCUGCAACUCAUCAAGAUUCUUGCUUCAUCAGAGGAUUCACAUGGGAAAGAAACCAUACAUGUGUGAGGUUUGCAACAAAUUCUCACAGUCAUUCAGCCUCCAUAGACACCGCCAAAUUCACACUGCGGAGAAACCAUUCAAGGUCAUGCAGCCUCUUGCUCCAUCAGAUAAUCCACACAGGCAAGAAACCAUUCAUGUGCAAGGUGUGUGACAAAUCAUUCUUACAGUCUUCCCAAAUUCAAGUACAUCAACAUAUCUAUACAGGGGAAAAACCAUUUACAUGUGAGGUGUGUGACUAACCAUUCUCACAGUCAGCAAUAAUCUGUAUGCACCAACG
This is a messenger RNA of Rhincodon typus (whale shark), 681 nucleotides long. RefSeq names its product zinc finger protein 239-like. Bases 1 to 555 code for a protein of 184 amino acids. The record is from RefSeq and is a predicted model, not a curated record. Gene Ontology annotation, molecular function: RNA polymerase II cis-regulatory region sequence-specific DNA binding; DNA-binding transcription factor activity, RNA polymerase II-specific. Gene Ontology annotation, cellular component: PcG protein complex; transcription regulator complex. Gene Ontology annotation, biological process: regulation of transcription by RNA polymerase II. The transcript is spliced from 2 exons. NCBI's taxonomy places the organism in Eukaryota, Metazoa, Chordata, Chondrichthyes, Orectolobiformes, Rhincodontidae.